This is a messenger RNA of Aethalodelphis obliquidens (Pacific white-sided dolphin), 3137 nucleotides long. RefSeq names its product adhesion G protein-coupled receptor A1 (gene ADGRA1). Bases 807 to 2528 code for a protein of 573 amino acids. The record is from RefSeq and is a predicted model, not a curated record. The transcript is spliced from 7 exons. Lineage: Eukaryota; Metazoa; Chordata; Mammalia; Artiodactyla; Delphinidae. Gene Ontology annotation, molecular function: G protein-coupled receptor activity. Gene Ontology annotation, cellular component: glutamatergic synapse; plasma membrane; postsynaptic density. Gene Ontology annotation, biological process: G protein-coupled receptor signaling pathway; cell surface receptor signaling pathway.
AUAUGAGGACUGAAAAUUCCUCCAAAAUCAAUUUCCUUGUCUGUAUUUCUGUUCUCAGAGCCCCGGUGGACAGGGGUUCCCGUAAUAAAAAAAUAACAUCGCGCUGUCCUCCUUCUGCCUCUUCAGGGAGACGUUUUGCUGUGAGUUGUCCGAUUCUCUUGGAAGCGAAGGCAAAACCGCCGGUUGUCUCUUUAAAUCGGCUCUGCGGUGUGAUGGGGCCCGCGGUCUGGCUGGGAAGAACCAUUCCCACCCUGCCGCAGGGAGCUGGCCGCCGCCAUCAGCGCCUCCCCCAUCCCCAUGGUUACGGCUCCUGCUUCCCGACCGUCCCUGGUCCCUGGCCGUCGCCCGCCCGAGGGAGCAGGCACUCCCCACCGGAGUCCGGGAAGCCGCCUGCUGAGAACGGCAGUGACUGCCUGCCCCUCCGGCUCUGACACCCUCCCCGGUGCAGAGCCCUGGCCGUCGCUGGGCUGCAGGCUUGCAAUCUGUUGAUAACUCCACUCGCGAGCUCCAGCGCUGCCCCUGGGGUGGAAAACUGCUCCCGGACCCGGGAACUCACCGCCUCUCGCCAACAGGAAGCGCAGGACCGCUGCCACUCCUGCUGUUUUUGCCAAAAUAGAUGGGGGCAGCCUCUCCACCCUCACCCGCCCCAUCACGGUCGCCCAGGGCUCUACCCCGUGGCCGCUGCCUGGGACCUUGACCUUCUGGACGGCCAUGGAGGCCGGCGGGGAGAACGGUGCGACGUAAUCGGCUGUGCCGUUGGCACCACCUCCGUCCCCUGCUCACACUUCAGUAACUUCGCUGUGCUCAUGGAUUUGAGGACUGUCCUGUCCCUGCCCCAGUCCCCAGGGGAGUUCCUGCACCCCGUGGUAUACGCCUGCACUGCCGUCAUGCUGCUGUGUCUGCUGGCCUCCGCCAUCACCUACGUCGUGCACCAGAGCGCCAUCCGGAUCAGCCGGAAAGGCCGGCACACGCUCCUGAACUUCUGCUUCCACGCGGCCCUGACCUUCUCCGUGUUUGCUGGUGGCAUCAACCGCACCACGUACCCUAUCCUGUGCCAGGCGGUGGGCAUCGUGCUGCACUACUCCACACUCUCCACCAUGCUGUGGAUCGGAGUUGCCGCCAGGAACAUCUACAAGCAGGUGACCAGGAAGGCCCCGCUGUGCCCGGGGGCAGACCAGCCACCGCACCCCAGGCAGCCCCUGCUCAGGUUCUACCUCAUCAGCGGAGGGGCCCCUUUCAUCAUCUGCGGCAUCACGGCCGCCACGAACAUCGGGAACUACGGGAUGGAGGACGAGGACGCCGCGUACUGCUGGAUGGCCUGGGAGCCCAGCCUGGGCGCCUUCUACGGGCCCGCGACCUUCAUCUCCCUGGUCACCUGCGUGUACUUCCUCGGCACCUACGUCCAGCUGCGGCGCCACCCAGAGCGCAGGUACGAGCUCAGGGAGCGUGCAGAGGAGUGGCAGCGGCUGGCAGGGUCAGAGGCCGGCCAGAGCCCCGGGGCCCCGCGGGCCACGCCGCCCGCCCGCGAUGCCCUGCUCACCUCGCUGCUGCAGAACGAGCACUCGUUCAAGGCCCAGCUGCGGGCCGCUGCCUUCACGCUGUUCCUGUUCGUGGCCACGUGGACCUUCGGGGCGCUGGCCGUGUCCCAGGGCCACUUUCUGCACACGAUCUUCAGUUGCCUGUACGGCGCCUUCUGCGUGACCCUGGGGCUCUUCGUGCUCAUCCACCACUGCGCCAAGCGGGAAGAUGUGUGGCACUGCUGGUGGUCCUGCUGCCCCUCCCAUGGGGACGCCCACGCCGCGAAGCUCGGCACCCGCCCCGCGCUCGACGCCAACGGGGAUGUGCUGAGCCACGCAGCCUGCCUGCAGGACUCACCGCGUCCCGGCAAGACGCUGGGCUUCGGCCACCCGCCAGCCGGCCACUGCAAGAUGACCGACCUGCAGGCCACCCAAAGCCACGUCAGCUGCCUGUCACCAGCCACACCCUGCUGUGCCAAGAUGCAGUGCGAGCAGUUGAUGGAGGACGCAGCCCACGUCCACGUGCACGAGGAGGACGCCUUCGGGCAUGACCCGCACCGGCACAGGUGCCUCCAGGGCAGAACUAAGCCUCACUACUUCAGCCGGCACCGGGCAGCCGCGGGCGAGCGGGAGUACGCCUACCACAUCCCGUCCAGCCUGGACGGCAGCCCCCACAGCUCGCGCACGGACAGCCCCGCCAGCUCGCUCGAGGGCCCAGUGGGGCCACACUCGCUGGCCUGCUGUGCCCAGGGUGACCCCUUCCCCUUGGUCAGCCAGCCCGAGGGUGGCGACGCCAGCCCCGUGCUCUGUGGCUGUCCCCCACGGCCCGGCGGGGAGGCAGCCCACGGCCCGGCCCACUUGGAGAUGCUCCAGAGGACACAGUCCCUGCCCUUUGGCGGCCCCGGCCAGAACGGGCUGGUUAAGGGUGAUGCACGGGACGCUGCGCCCUUUGGCUCUGACAGCACGGGUAACAUCCGCACGGGGCCCUGGAGGAACGAGACAACCGUGUAGCAGGCGGGGCUCUGUCACCUUCGCCCACACGGCCCGGACGUGCUUCAGAGCAGAGCCAGGCCCUCGGCCACGUGAGGCGGGCAGGGGGUCACCGCCUGACCCAGCCUUGGCGGCACCGCCACUGACCCCUUCGUUGGAGGACCUGAGCGGGAAGACGCUUUGGGCUACGUCGGCCUCCACGAGCCCCAAGGGCAGCCGGGAGGUCCAUGUCCACAGUCACCUGCUUUCAUCCCGUAGUGCCCAGUCCCCGGCAGCCCAGGGCAGAAGCCCACCCUCAGCGCCCGGCGUGUAUCCCAUCUGCCCCGCCACCUGCCUUGCUAGGCCUGGCCGCGGCGGGUGGCGCCCCCGAUAUUUCCUAGUGUUUAAUGUGUGUUUUCUGUUUAGGUUUGUUCCUCGGGACCAGCAGGCAGCCUGCCUGUCAGUCCAGAGCGCUCUGGGCAGCUGCCCCAGGCCCCUCCAGUCUCAGGGGGACUCGAGUCAGCACCUCUGCCCAGUGCCGGCUCCACCUUCACCCCCGCCCCACAGGCCUCAGAGCAUCACAGACGCUGGGGCAGCAGCCGUACUCUGGGAGCACAAGGGCAGCGGGACUGUCGGUGACCCUAGGCUUUC